Molecule: messenger RNA, 5196 nt
Organism: Papilio polytes (common Mormon)
Lineage: Eukaryota; Metazoa; Arthropoda; Insecta; Lepidoptera; Papilionidae
Gene: mus101
Product: DNA topoisomerase 2-binding protein 1-B
Exons: 25
Coding region: 89-4093 (1334 amino acids)
Biological process (GO): mitotic DNA replication checkpoint signaling; DNA replication initiation; mitotic G2 DNA damage checkpoint signaling
Source: RefSeq, a predicted model, not a curated record
UGACGGAUGACAGAUGUAAACAAAAUCAUGAAUUGAUGUUUGCGCGCGAGUUAGAUUUCAAUUAUAAAAAGUAUUUUUCAAGAAGAAAAUGAGCGAAGAAAUAAAUGUUAGAUUCGUAAUACCAAAAGAAUGUGUCUCUGAAGAUGACUGCUGCGAAGACAUGAAACUUGCAUUUACUACAUGUGAACCACACAUUGGUGAAGGCUUAAAAGCAACAUGGGUACAUGAAAAGAGUUUCAAUGAAUUUCAAAAUCUAACUAAGAGAGAUGUUUUUAUUUUAUCUCAAUUUGAGGGAGAAAUAUAUCAGAAACUUAAAGCUACAAAAUGCUUGAUAGUGGGACCAAGGUGUUUCUCGUGCUCAUUAAUAGAAGGGGCACCAAUACCACAGGGCCCAGGGCCAAUUUACACAAUAGCUAUGAGAGGUCUCAUUGUAACCGCUAGUGGACUUACUAAAUCAAAAAAGGAAAAUAUACAACAGAAAGUACAUUGGAUGGGUGGCAUUUACAGGCCAGAAUUGACAGAAGAUACCACACAUCUUGUGGCUGAUAAUGUCAUUUCUGAUAAGUAUAUUCAAUCAGUGAAGAAAGGUAUACCAAUAAUGAAAGAGAGUUGGAUUGAAGCGGUUUGGUCAGCUUCCCUUAAAUACAACAUCAAUGGAUCUUCAGCAGAUUUCAACGAACAUCUCUUGCCAGCGUUCUACAACUUAAAUGUGACCACAUCUGGUCUCAGUAAGAAAGAGAAGCAUUUGAUCACGACAUUAAUCAAUGAUAACGGUGGGAUUUUCUCCGGAGUAUUCCAAAGUGAGACCACAGAUGUUGUGGUACUCAACAAAGAGGGGGUGGGCAGUGAGAAGUACAAGGCGGCGUUGGAGUACGGCAAGGCGUGCGUGCUGCCGCGCUGGGUGCGGGACAGCGCGGCGCGCGGCGCGGCCCUGCCCGCCGCUCAGUACAGGGUGCUGGCGGCCUCCACCUCCUCCCCGCUCGCUGAACACCGCUUACCCGAUAUGAGUCUUAAUUUCUCAAGGAUCACAAAUUCUAGACCACCUAGUAACUUUGUUGAUGAGACUAGAUCUGCUGAUGUCACCACAUUAUCUGGGAGAGGAAAGUUGUCACAAGAAAGCAAAAGAUUGAGUGAUGUCGACAAGGAAAUUAUUUCUGAAUUUGAGAAAUUCGAUAUGAGCUGUUUGAAAAAGGCUGGACCUGUUUUUGAUGGUUUUUGUAUAUGGGUGUGCGGUGUGGAGGGCGUGUGCCGCGAGCGCGCGGCGGCGUGCGUGUCGCGGUGCGGCGGCGUGCGGUACGACGGGCCGGGCGAGCGCGUCACGCACGCAGUCGCGGGCUCGCGUUCCGCCGCGGCGCACGCCUCGCGCGCGCUGCCCGCCGCGCCCGUGCUCUCCGCGCGUUGGUUGCUGCGCAGCGUGGAAGCUGGGAGAGCGUUACCGGAAAAUGAGUUUCUAAUGGAAACGGAUAUAUCAACUCCGGUGAAGUCCAGCUCUCACAAGCAGGCUACAGAUGUGGCGUCACCGAUGAGCAAACGCAACUUGCAGCUGCUUCGUUUGCCGCCGCCCACCCCGGAGCUUCGCAGCGCGCCACCCCCUACCCCACCCCCGGCCUCACCCCCACAAGAUAUCGUCAACCAUUACUUGAGUCAAAAUCAGCCAGAAACGAGAGAGAAGACACCAGAAAGAGGUGUUUCCAACGCGACCCUGCAGCCCGGACCAGACCUCACAGAGGAUCUGCCGGAGGAUCCUACUGAAGAAAUUGAACAGAUAUUUAGAGGCGUGGUGUUGGAGGUGCAGGGUCUGGAGGCGGAGGCGGUGUGCGAGGUGGGCGCGGAGGUGGCGGCGGCGGGCGGCGUGCUGUGCGCGGCGGGCGCGGGCGGCGGCUACGUGCUCGUACCACUCGACUUUGACACCCAAGACCUUGUUAAUACUACGGCUGAAGCGGUCACUGUAUUCUGGGUGAAAGACUGUUUAUACCAACAAGAGCUGGUGCCGCUGCAGUACUACCACCGGCCGGUGCCGGUGACGUGGCGCGGCGCGCCGCUGGCCGGCGUGGUGGCCAGCAUCAGCACCUACAGUGGGCUGGAGCGCGCCUUCCUCGAUGAACUGGCUAAACUGCUGGGCGCUACCACACAGCUGCGUUUCUGUCGACGGACGAUAGCGACCGCGCUGGCUUCCACGCACUUGAUCUGUCCCAGUCCAUCCGGGGACAAGUACGAGGGCGCGGUGAAGUGGCAGCUGCCCGCUGUCCGCGCGCACUGGCUGCUGGCCUGCGCCCGCGCUGCCAGGCGAGUCAGCGAACGACCUUAUCUAGUCGGAGAUACUAAAGCUCCGCCCACACCAGAGCAGUCGCCAAUCAAAGAGCAAAUGGACGCAGAAGUGACAGAGGACGGGACGGGUGCGGAUGCAGAGACAGGGGCGGGGACAGACAAGGAGAACGAGAUGUUACCGCCUGUCGGCUGGGACGUGCCGCGCAGGAACUCCUUAUACAACAGAGAAGAUACGCCUAAAGCUAAAUUGAAUGCAGAUGGAGAGGCGAUGUCACCAGCGUCGCGGUACAUAGCGAUGGCAAGGCAAGGUCUGCUGGGCGAUUCCCAGGAGACGCCCAAACGACUACAGGAACUGAUAGAAGAUGCUAAACCAGGUGAAGAUGCAGUACGAACUCCUCCGUUAGAGGAAGCACUGUCGUCUCCCAAGCUGGCGGCGCUGAGCCCCACCACGCGGCGGCGGCUGCGCGCCGUGCGCUGCGGGGAGAUGCCCUCCGACCCCAUACGGACACCCACAGACCCCUUUGAGAAGAAUAUCCCGACCCCGGAGAGUGCGUUCGGCGCGGCGCUGCGGCCCGGCGGCCGGCUCUCGCCGCGCUCCCGGAAGCGGCUGUGGCAGCUCGUCAAUCAACUACCUUCGAAACCACAUCCACCGCCUAAAGAACAUACUCCUCUAUCUGAGAUCCGGAACCGUUUCUUAGCGCAAUUCAACUCGCAGGCGGAGACGCCGCCCGCAGACCACUCCGCCGCGCCUAGGAAAUUAAAACUACAGGAUCAACCUGACACACCGCCGCCAAAGAUGCCAAAACUAUUCAGUGAUCAGACAGCGAGCAGUAUAAGCGCGGAGGAGAGUGUGAAAGGCGAGAGUAGCGCAGGCGCAGCUGCCAGCGCAGGCGCAGCUGCCGGCAGCAGGACGCCGCUGCCUGCCGCAGUGGACGCGCAGCUGCAGCGCCUUACUGCUGCACUCAACAGCCGCAGCUCGCAGAAACCGAAGCGCUCUAGAGACUCCGUUACUGUUACACCACCUGUUAGCGCGGUGGAGCCGGAGCCGGAGCCGCUGUCGCAGCCCAACACAGUGGGCUGGGAUGACGGCGCCACGCCCCCGCCUGCGCACACUCAGCACACGCAGCACACGCAGCACACGCAGCACACGCAGCACACGCAGCACACGCCCAUCAAGAGGUUCAUGCUCUCCUCUAAUGUUGAUAACCGGGAGGAGCUGACAGCGAUGAUAGUGUGGCUGGGCGGCGAGGUGAGCCAGUGCAGCGAGGUGGACGUGCGCGCCACGCAUCUCGUGUGCGCCGCGCCCGGCCGCAGCGAGAAGAUGCUGGGCUGCGUCGCCGCCGGCCGCUGGGUGCUGCACCCCGCCUACGUCGCGCGCAGCCGCGCCGCCGCCGCCUUCCUGCCGGAGGAGGAGUUUGAGUGGGGCAACCCACGAGCGACGUGCCUCCCCGCAGUAUCGGAGGCGGAGCGCUCUCUGGCGGCGGCGGCGUACCGCUGGCGGUCGCGACGCGCCGCUGGCUUGCCGGGGCCGUUCGCUGGCAUGGUGGCAUUGCUACACAUGCCUGACGCCCGCCGUCGCCUGCUCGCCAGGCUGGUACUGGCUGGGGAUGGACAGGCGCCUGAUGACAAGCCGCCGUAUUCCAACGAGGAAGUGACGGUGUGCUUCGCGGACGUGAAGCGGUGUCCGCUGAGCGCGCGCGACGCCGCGUGGCUGCGCGCGCGCCGCCUGCCCGUCUGCCCGCCCGUGCUGCUCAGCGCGUACCUCACUGACGACACGCCGCCCGACCCGCGCCAACACUGCAUACCGGAAUUUGCACCUAAAUGAUACUGUGAUAGAGUAUAAUUUGCUUUGUAAGUUCGAUCUACCGAUCCAUCAAAGUGUUUAUCCGAACAUGAACCUUAAUAACAUGGGAAUAGAGUAUAAAGUUGGAUCCGUCGAACCUGUAAAGCAUACUAUUCGAAUAUGUACCUUAAAUAUGUUAGAAUAGAGUUUAUGCUAUGUAGGUUGAGUCCUUCAAAAUGUAUAUCCAAAUAUGAACCCUAAUACCAUUGCAAUAAGGUACUGUAUGCUAUGUAAGUUCGAUCCGUAAAAUCUACUUGAUCACUGUUUAUUCGAAUAUGAAUCUAAAGAAUAUUGUAAAUAAGGUGCUAAAUACUAUGCUAUAAAGGUUCGAUUCGGCGAAACUACUAGAACAUUUUAUAUUCAAAUAUACACUUUAAUGCUAUUGAAAUAAAAUAUACUUUGCUAUGUAAAGAUCUUCGAUUAACCGAACAUAGUACACUGUUCUAAUAUAGACUUAAAGGUGUAAAGAAUAAGGUAUGCUUUGAACACAGGAGUAAAUAAUCGAAAUUUAAACCAUAGAUUGAAAGAAUUUGAGCAUGUACUGCUCUUUGAGACGCAAAAUAUUAAAAAAAACGUCAGCGACUGUAAAUAAUUUAUUUUUACUAUGUUUUAUUAUAGACGUAAAUUAGAACAUUUUUAUUAUAUUUCUUCAAACUAUUAUUUAAAUGACAUUUUUAGUACAGAAAUUCCGUAUUUCAGAGAACAUAAGAAAUUCAGUUCGACUCAAUUUUCGUUAAGUCAUACGUCAAUGUCACUGACAGUUACAUGGACAAAGAGUAUAAAAUAAUUUAAUGUUGUUCUUUGAAGAUCUUUCCCGAUAUUACUGGUCAGUUUUUAAAGAUUAAAUUGUACAAAUGUUAAAUAACUUUUUAAAUGCAUUUUAAAUAUCGUUUUUAUUGUACUAAUUAUUUCGUGCAAAGCUCUAGCUUAUGUAUAUCAACAUUUUAAUGGCGGCUUAUGCCUAAAACUAUUUUAAACCUUUCUAGAUAAUUACUUUGAUGUUUGUAAGUGUUAUUAGCGUAAAUAUUUUUGACAAGAUUCAUCAGUUUAGAUUUUGUAUAUGUUAAUAAAUGUUUAAAGUUUUA